AUGCGGGGCCCGCAGUGUCGACCCGCAGAGCGUGAGGUUCGACGAGAAGCCCUCGUCUUGCACCACCACCUUCACGUGGGCCGCACGGCAGUCGCAGAUCAUCCUAACUUUAUUCUUCAUGAACAGAAAACGGGCCGCCUGAGGAAUGUCGGUGGCUGGUGCGCCGGCUGCAGUCAUGGGAACCUCGUGAGGCUUAACAGGCUCGAAGUCAAUGACCAAACUGCCCGUGACUCGAUGGAUGAUGGCAUAAAAGGGCUUUCCGGAAGACUUGCAGUGGACCAGGACAGGGGCGGCGGCACUAGGGGCUGUGAAGAUGGUGCGUAUAUCGGAGCCUAUGGUGAGAAGCGGGUGAUCGCCAACACUGGGGACCGCGUGGCUGAGUGUGGUGAGCAUUUCAGGGGCGUUCUCGCUGAAGGCGAUGACUUUGAAAGUUGUGGUGGUGGCCAUGUCGGAUUUUGCAGGGAUUUGGGAAAAGGGGAGAUUGGUGACUCGGACAGUGGUCGAGUAGUCGAAGGAGGUGCCGGAUUUGUCAAAGUCUGCUUGGAGCCUCGCGUCUAUGGAUGUCUGGGCGACUAUACGAGUGUUGUGUCGAGACCUAGUCGGACGACUGAAAUUUUAGGAAGUCGAGUAGUAGUGAAAAGGAAGGGGAAUGGCAUAAGAAGGAGAGACAGCGGGUUGAGGGGUGAUGAUAGCUGCCAGAUUGAGGGUAGAAAAGGGGACCACCCCACCACCCCAGACCUGCUGCUCCAAUAG
Striga asiatica is the source of this 753-nucleotide messenger RNA. Lineage: Eukaryota; Viridiplantae; Streptophyta; Magnoliopsida; Lamiales; Orobanchaceae. The record is from the annotation of a GenBank genome assembly.